Adineta ricciae is the source of this 228-nucleotide messenger RNA. Lineage: Eukaryota; Metazoa; Rotifera; Eurotatoria; Adinetida; Adinetidae. The record is from the annotation of a GenBank genome assembly.
AUGGUGUUUGAUAUUCAAACUGGUCACGCUCGACAAGUAAACGAUGUUUCUGGAGGAUUCGAUGGGCCCGUUUCUGAUAAUGAAAUUUUGCUCAAAGGAAGUGAAUUGAUUAUAGUUGAAGAUCUUUAUGUGGAACUCUGGUUAAAGUUAAAGAUUGAAGAUGACGGAACUGGCCAAAUGAAAAAUGUGAAAGAAACGAUUGAGUUUGCCAACAAGUAUUUUCAUUAG